AUGGCUGCCCAGCACUAUUACUACCAGCCAACAAUGGCCAUGAACGUGCCAUCAAAAGCUCCAGCUCCAGCUGGUCUUUACCCAGUCGGCCGUGUUGCAGCUCCCCCGUCAGAAUUCUCUGACGCCAGCACAACCGCCGGCAGUCGAACAACCGCAGGGUACAGCGUACCCUCGAGCGGCUAUGCCGGCAGUAUCGGCGAUUACGAUUCCAGCGCUAUGUCUGGCGUCGAUGUUGUUGAUAUGUUGAACGACCGAGUGCACGAUACUUUCGACCCAACCCGGCUGGAUCGAGGAUUGGUCACGCAAGCACAGACUUCCGGCCACCUCAACGCCAAACAGCAAGAGCUGCUGGAACUGCAGGCGCUUGCUCAGCGGCGCUUGAAAGGCGUUCGCGCCAAUUUCAACGAGGGUCUGAAAGCAGCGAAGGAGACGAAGAGAGAUCUUGAAUGGACGCAGAAGCGCGUGAGUGCCCUCAAAGUGAAGGCCGAGAAGGCCCAUCCCGACGAGUAUCGCCGUGCCACGAAGAAGUACACCUACGACGACGAGUACUGA
Messenger RNA from Talaromyces proteolyticus, 552 nucleotides. RefSeq lists its product as uncharacterized. Gene Ontology annotation, biological process: regulation of protein localization; endosome organization. Lineage: Eukaryota; Fungi; Ascomycota; Eurotiomycetes; Eurotiales; Trichocomaceae. The transcript has 3 exons. Bases 1 to 552 code for a protein of 183 amino acids. The record is from RefSeq and is a predicted model, not a curated record. Gene Ontology annotation, cellular component: endosome; BLOC-1 complex.